AUUUCUUUAUUUCGUUUCGGCAAGACACAUGGAUUAGAUUUUUUAAAAAGUUAGAAAUAAUACAAACCUAUUCUCUAAACAAAUCCUUUUUUCUGACAUGAAUGAUGCAAAUAGUUAAUAUUUACUUGAUCAUCCCUUAUAAUAGUUGCUGUAUGUAAAAAAAAUAUGUGAUUGAUAGUGUAUGGGCCGGAGGCCUUAAUCACAAUAAAUAUUUGAAUCUAUGUUCAUUUCUCACAGGUUUACGACAAACUGAGCAUUUCUUCAACCACUUUUUACACUUUAUAAUUUGAAUUAUCAGAAGUGAACAGAGGCAAAAUUUUGACAUGUUAGGGCUUAAUUUAGCUGGAAAGAACAUUUUAGUAACCGGUACCGGGAGGGGUUUAGGCCGAGCUAUCGCCAUAGCUCUUGCUAAGCAUGGCAGCAAGGUUUUUGCUUUGAGCCGCACCCCAUCCACUCUCGAUUCACUUGUGAAGGAGCAACCGAGUAUAGAACCGAUUGUGGCUGAUGUUUCGUGCUGGGAAGAGACUAGAUGUAAACUUGAAGAUCUUAAAACGAUGGAUGGACUAGUAAAUAAUGCUGGAAUAUUUACCACGGACCCGGCUACUAUGGUGACAAAAGAAAAAAUAUAUAAGGUGUUGGAUACAAAUUUACUCGGUGUUAUCAACUGUGCGCAAGUAGUUGCAAAUAGAAUGAUUAAAGACGGAAGACCAGGAUCUAUAGUAAAUAUGUCGGGCACUACUAGCCUUAGUUGUGCAGGAGUCGGUUUCUUGCCAUAUGCAAUGUCAAAAGGAGGACUUGACGCAGCGACUAGACAACUUGCUUUUGAACGUGGGCCAUACAACAUCCGAGUAAACUCUGUUAACCCAGCACUCGUUAAGACAACAAACUCAUCAGCACAAAUUAUAGAAGAAAAUCCGAAGCUUGUUGAACAAAUGGAGUUCAAAACUCCAUUGAAACGGUUGAUAGAAGUGGAUGACGUCACCGGUCCAGUCGUGUACUUUCUAAGUGACCUCUCCUCUAUGGUGACAGCAACGUGUAAUGUUAUAGACGGCGGAAUUUUGAAUUGUAUGGUAUAAUAGACAUGCUUGUGUUUCAGUUUUGGACUAAUUUGCCUAACAUAACUCCAAGGAACUCCGUUAAAGAGAAACGGAACUGCUGUAUAAUUACCGUCACAAAAACAAAAGAGUUUUUGAGAAGUGUUCUUAAGACUAGGUACCAGCAUGAAAGUACAUGUAUAGAAGGAGGAAUGGACGUUUAGAUAAAACUGAAAUAUCUGUAACAUUAAAUAUAAUUUUGGAUACUUUACUUGGUGCUAUUACAAAUUGCAGUUGGUAUAACUGUUUGACAAAUAAUGUGUUUUAAUUAAAACUUCUUUAAGGUAUGACCCAUGUAACAGUGUACCACCUUUCAAAGAGUAUUCAGUUCUAACAAUUAACCUACCUUGACUUAAAUUUUUCAGGGGGAUUAGGUUCAA
Molecule: messenger RNA, 1474 nt
Organism: Mercenaria mercenaria
Lineage: Eukaryota; Metazoa; Mollusca; Bivalvia; Venerida; Veneridae
Product: D-erythrulose reductase-like
Exons: 1
Coding region: 324-1076 (250 amino acids)
Biological process (GO): xylulose metabolic process; glucose metabolic process
Molecular function (GO): carbonyl reductase (NADPH) activity; L-xylulose reductase (NADPH) activity
Source: RefSeq, a predicted model, not a curated record